AUGAGAUUUACCCGGCAAGGGAAACUAAUUUUUACUACAAAGGAUCCGGGAUGCGCAAAACAACUUCUUAGCUUAGAGCAGAUUAACGAUACUAAGGUUACUUCAAACGUUAUUUGGGAAGGAGUUACUUCUAGAUUUCUGCUUAUUGAUAUGCCCACAUGUGUUCCACUCAAAGAAGUUGCAGAUGAACUGCGACAGUUUAAUGAUAUUGAAAUCAGAGAGAUGAGACGUUUUGUCAAACAAAAUUCGACACAACAAACUUCUCCAAUUCUCGUAACAAUUCUGGGUACUUCUGUUCCAGAUUCAGUUAAACUUUGGCUUACAAUCCAGAAAAUUCGACCUUUUAUCGAUCGGCCUAGACAGUGUUCAAAAUGUUACAGUUUCCUACACCCAUCUAGGAUAUGUUCGAAAGACCAAGUUUGCCAAUUAUGUGGAACAGAACACGUUGGAAAUUGUCAAAACCCAGUUAAAUGCAUUAAUUGUCAAGGUUCUCAUGCAGCAACAUCUAAAGCAUGUCCCUUGUACGUCAAGGAACAACAAAUUUUGGAUCUAAAAUGUCGUAACCACCUCACUACGGGGGAAGCAUGA
Argiope bruennichi is the source of this 588-nucleotide messenger RNA. RefSeq lists its product as uncharacterized. NCBI's taxonomy places the organism in Eukaryota, Metazoa, Arthropoda, Arachnida, Araneae, Araneidae. Bases 1 to 588 code for a protein of 195 amino acids. The record is from RefSeq and is a predicted model, not a curated record. The transcript has a single exon.